This is a messenger RNA of Elaeis guineensis (African oil palm), 1485 nucleotides long. RefSeq names its product cytochrome b561 and DOMON domain-containing protein At3g25290. The record is from RefSeq and is a predicted model, not a curated record. NCBI's taxonomy places the organism in Eukaryota, Viridiplantae, Streptophyta, Magnoliopsida, Arecales, Arecaceae.
CCAGGCCGACAUCCACAAGCCCCGAAGGAGGAGGAGGAGGAGGAGAACACCCAUGGCCGGCGCCUUCGUGCUCCUCUUCGCCGCCAUCGCCGCCGUUUGCUUCCUUCCGCCGCCCGCCGCCGCCCAGGGAUGCAAGUCCCAGAAUCUUGGAUCGAAUCGGGUGUUCGCGUCCUGCAGCGACCUUCCCCAGCUGUCCGCCUCCAUCCACUGGACCUACGACCGCGCCGCGGGGAAUCUCUCGAUCGCCUUCGUGGCGCCGCCGGCGGCGGAGGGGGGUUGGGUGGCGUGGGCGAUCAACCCCACGGGGACGGGCAUGGUGGGGUCGCAGACGCUGGCGACGUUCCGGGGGGCGGACGGGAGGAUGGUGGUGAAGACGUACGACAUCAAGGGGUACGGGCCGCUGGAGGAGUCGAAGAUUGCGUUCGAGACGGCGGAUCUGGCGGCGGAGUACGUGGGCGGGACGAUGAGGAUGUUCGGGACGGUGAAGGUGGGGAAGGAGAUGACGGUGGUGAAUCAGGUGUGGCAGGUGGGGGAAUCGGUGACUGCCGGUGUGCCGGACAAGCACGCCUUUAAUCAGGACAAUAUGAACUCCAAGGGCACCUUGGAUUUGAUCUUGGGGGUCAGCUCUGGGUCUGGGGAUUCUGGCACCAGGAAGAGGAACAUACAUGGAAUCUUGAAUGCUGUGAGUUGGGGAAUUUUGCUUCCAACUGGAGCAAUCUUUGCAAGAUAUCUGAAAACAUUCCAGUCAGCAGAUCCUGCAUGGUUUUACCUUCAUGUGUCAUGCCAGCUUAUUGGUUACAUUGUGGGGGUUGCUGGCUGGGGAACCGGUCUCAAUCUGGGGAGCAAGUCUAAGGGAGUCCAGCACACCACUCAUCGGAACAUCGGAAUCACCCUCUUCGCUCUUGGAACCCUACAGGUUUUUGCAUUGUUUUUGAGGCCCAACAAGGAUCACAAGUAUCGGUUCUACUGGAACAUUUACCAUUACUUGGUAGGAUACACCGUCAUUAUCUUGGGUAUCAUCAAUGUCUUCAAAGGCCUGAAAAUCUUAGGUACUGAUCAGAAGUGGACCACAGCAUAUAUCAUUGUGAUAUGCAUCUUGGGUGGUAUUGCCUUGUUGUUGGAAGCCAUUACUUGGAUGAUUGUUCUGAGGAGAAAGUCCCGCAACACAAAGUCCAAUUCUAAUGCUAUCUGAUUAACCUUUUGCUGCAGCUUAUUGAUCAAGUUUGAUCUUUAGAUCCUCUUAUGGAGACACGGUGUUCAUCUUGAAUAAUUUUUUUUCUUUAUUUCCACUCUUUUGCUGCCUUUUAAGUUGUUUGUAUUUACUUGUCACCGAGCUUGUUAAGAUAUAUGUUAAGAUUCAUAUUUCCCGUUUCAGUGUCCAAUUUUGUUGUUUGAAACUAUUUGUUCAGAUUGUUUGAGUGAUACCUUACUCAAUUAUUUUUAAUCAAUACAAUCCUCAGUAUGGAGGUGCACUUUGAUGGUCAA